Messenger RNA from Dibothriocephalus latus, 774 nucleotides. Lineage: Eukaryota; Metazoa; Platyhelminthes; Cestoda; Diphyllobothriidea; Diphyllobothriidae. The record is from the annotation of a GenBank genome assembly.
AUGUGUCAAGUUGUUAUUCCAGCUAUAGUCACCGCGGCUGUCGUCAGCUCGCUGAGGUUCGCGAUGGACAUCGUCGAGGGCGACGGUCGAAUUGUCGUGUGUGAUACUAUCUGGGCGAAGGGAAAGAGCACGUUGAGAAGCUUAGUCAUGACUGCAAUCGGCGAAGAAUACCGUCACGUUUUUUGGGGUUUCUCGGCGUUUUACAUUUUUGUGCUUCUUUACACUCGCUCCUCCGUCACACGUGAACCGAUUUCAAACUUCCAUGGUGACGAACGAAGCCUCUUUAUCGCCCUUUUCAGAUUGAGGCUGCAUCAGUACGUCGAGAAGGAUCUUUUCGCGAAUCGGAAUCUGUCACCGGCUCUGGUUGCUGCGACUGUAAACGCUGUUCUUCUUGUCUUCCAAGUCACUCGAGCGGAGCCAAACCCUGCCAUCCCUUUUAUGCCCAAAUUCAAGAGCGUUUUCGCCGAAUACCUGCAACCCCUCUUCACUGGCCCAGCUUGGACCAAGAUACUCGGAUACGUAAACCAGUUUCCCAAACUCUCAGGCAUCGAUCCGAGUACGAAACUUGAUGCCAGUCUGCUGGAUCCGAUCGCGCUGACGGCACCCGUGCUGCCUGAUCUGGGCAUGUCAGUGUGUUUCCGCUACAACAUGGGCAGUACAGGCACCUGCGCUGUUUGGUGGCCGCAUCCACCGCAACUGCAGACGAUUGUGGAGCCGUUAGACGCAGCACCAGCAGCAGGGCCGCUGCCGGCAUCAACGCGACAACCACACUAC